Messenger RNA from Mucor velutinosus, 2289 nucleotides. RefSeq names its product Protein gts1. NCBI's taxonomy places the organism in Eukaryota, Fungi, Mucoromycota, Mucoromycetes, Mucorales, Mucoraceae. The transcript has 3 exons. Gene Ontology annotation, molecular function: guanyl-nucleotide exchange factor activity. The record is from RefSeq and is a predicted model, not a curated record. The coding region runs from base 1 to 2289 and encodes 762 amino acids. Gene Ontology annotation, biological process: regulation of ARF protein signal transduction.
AUGGAUAAGACAUCCCAAUUACUAAAGAAGCUCAAGCCUUCUUCAAAUACAGUCGCUCCCAUCAAAUCAUCAUCACCAAAACACAUUCCAAUCACAACCCCUGCCAAGUUGACAGUAGCUCAAAAGGAAGCUGCUCUUCCCUUCCUCAACGAAGAGCCCGUCAAAACCAAAUCAUCCAAAGCCAAGGCAUUGGGCCGUUUCUUUAAAAAGGUGGCACACAAGAAAGACGCCAGCAAACUAUCCACCAAAAAGACACAGUACAAGCUCACCUUCAUCCCCAUCAUCAAGAAAAAAGACACAGCCGAGCCAGUCAAAGCAGCAGCAACAGAGAUUGUCUGGUACGACAAUGAUUCCACUGCCCCUGAAUCAGUGGUAGAGCAAGAAGCCACUAUCAUGGACGGUCACAAUGCUUCUUGCAACACAAUGGAAUUACCUCACCAAGAAGCUGCUGCUUCCAACGCCAGUGACUCUCUUUCAAUGUCUUCUUCCGUUUUCGAAACUGAUAACUCUGCUAUUGAAUAUGCUCAGCGCAUCUGGGACGAAGAUGACACUGUCUACGCCAAUUUAGGCCAUGUUGUUGAAUGGAUUGGCAACGGCAAAUCGUUAAGCAAUGCCAUCCUAAAAGCCUACAUGGCACACUUUGAUUUCAAGACGCUCAAGCUCGAACAGGCUUUCCGCAACUUGUGCUCCAAACUUCAUCUCAAAGGUGAAACUCAACAAAUUGAUCGUAUCCUCUCUGAAUUCGCUGGUCGUUACUUUGAGUGCAAUCCCAACUGUAUUUUUGGUACAACAGAUGUUGUACACGCUAUUGUAUAUUCCCUGUUGCUCUUAAACACCGAUCUGCAUGUUGCUCAAGGCGAUUACAAGAAGAUGUCUCGAUCUGAAUUCGUCAAGAACACGAUGGAAGCCAUCUAUGCUCAAUUGGAUACUCCUGCAUUAGGAGAGAAGGAAGAAGAGAGCAUGCUUUCUGAUGACCAUAGAGCAAGCGGCCUUUCCUUCCAGUCCCUUGAUUGGAUCCCUUUGCAACGCACCCCCAGCAAUCAGUCUGCUUUUAGCUCAAGAUCUUCUGCUUAUGCUCAAUCGCUCGAUUCACCCAUGCCUCGCAACUUGCCUGCUUGGACUUUUGGCUCUAAAUCAUGGCAAAUCGAGGUCAAGAACUUGCUCAAGCAGAUGUAUUCCAAUAUCCGCCAUAGUCAGAUUACCAAUCCUUCCUCUCCUCCCGCUUCCUUGCACAACAACAACCGCAUGAGUGCUGCUUUCAAGCGCAGUGUAGGUACCAUCAUCUGGAAGCGUGAUUCCAUAGUGCAAAAUGAUGCGUCCAACUCUAUCGCUCCCUCCACCACAUCUGUGCAAUCAUCUAGCUCUGUCUUGCAAUAUCAAACCGUUGCUUCUCAUCUCCAAACCCAAUUGCCUACUGCCUACACCAGCAAUGCGCCCUACUACAAAGAGGGUAUGGUGGUUCGCAAGCAUCUUUUGGAAAAAACCAACCAAAAGGCAAAGCACCGUGAUUGGAAGGAUUGUUUCAUGGUCAUUGAACGUAGUCAGCUCCGUAUGUACAAGCUGGAUAACUCUUCUGCUACUGAAUCUCGCACCAUCACCAAGCGCAGCCUCAUUCGCAACACUCUCUUGUCCAAAUCUUCCAACUUGUCUGAUUCUGCUUCUCAGCUGUCUGACUCUAGCUCAACUGCUGAAGUCGUUGGUGGUGGUGACUGGAUGUCCAAUGCUCAACUCAUGGGCGCCAUUGAUCUCAAGCACACUCUUGCUAAUGCUCUCCCAUCUGGCUACAGUCGCCAACGCCAACAUGCCUUCGCUCUCCAACAAUCUAGCGGAGCAGUCUAUCUCUUCCAAGUUGGAUCUGAGGAACAAGUGCACGAAUGGGUCUCUACUUGCAAUUACUGGGCUGCUCGUGAAAGCAAGGAACCUUUAGCUGGUGGUGUCAGCUCCAUGGAAUAUGGUUGGGGUCACUGUUUGGAAUCUCAAGAUAAUGUCAUUGUUCAUGAAUGGCAAGCACCUGUGCCCCCGACCAUGAGCAGUUUAUUAGAAGAGUCUGCUCAAUUGGCUACUCUUCACAAGCAUGUUCAGGAGUUGUCUGCUGAAUUGGACCAACAUCGUGAUAUCAAGCCAAAGAUGGAAACCCGUUUUGCUUCUUGCAAGUCCUCAGGAGUCAAGGCUAUGUCCAACUGGGAAAACAAAUCUCACUACCUCUUGCAUGAAAUCAUCAAGUAUCAAAACUACUGUGAUUCCAUUGAAAAGUCUCUUGCUCUUCAGAACAAGAUCAUGUCUGCCUAA